AUGGGAGCAGGGAAGAAAACAAACCAGCUCAUGCAGCUGCCAGGCUCCACUCUGGACAAGAGCAUGGCGUCGGCCGAGGAUCCUGGGGGCAGCUGGAGCUGUGUGGACAACACAUCGGACUGCCAGGAGAAGUCAGAGGGUCUGCGUUUAGACUCAGCAGAAAGAAAGUCCACAACGCCUAGUUUGUUUGGUUACCCCCUGAGCAUCUUCUUCAUUGUGGUCAACGAGUUCUGCGAACGGUUUUCCUACUAUGGCAUGAGAGCACUCCUGAUUCUGUACUUCACACAGUUCAUCGGAUGGGACGGCAAUCUGGCCACCGCCAUCUACCACACGUUUGUGGCUCUCUGCUACCUGACGCCCAUCCUGGGCGCGCUCAUCGCCGACUCCUGGCUGGGAAAGUUCCGGACCAUUGUGUCGCUGUCCAUUGUCUACACGAUCGGACAGGCAGUCACGGCCAUCAGCUCCAUAAAUGACCUCUCAGACUUCAACCACGAUGGCGUCCCCGACAACCUCCCUUUACAUGUGGCUCUGUCCAUGAUCGGCCUGGCCCUGAUAGCUCUCGGGACUGGAGGAAUCAAGCCGUGUGUGUCUGCAUUUGGUGGAGAUCAGUUUGCAGAGGGCCAGGAAAAACAAAGAAACCGAUUUUUUUCCAUCUUUUAUUUGGCCAUUAAUGCUGGAAGUUUGCUUUCUACUAUCGUCACUCCCAUUCUCAGAGUUCAAGAAUGUGGAAUUCACAGUAAGCAAGCUUGUUAUCCAAUGGCGUUUGGGGUUCCUGCUGCUCUGAUGGCCGUUGCUUUGAUUGUGUUUAUCGUUGGCAGCAGAAUGUACAGGAAGGUCCAGCCCCAGGGUAACAUCAUGGGUAAAGUAGUCAACUGCAUUGGGUUUGCCAUCAAAAAUAGGUUUAGGCACCGGAGUAAGGAAUUUCCCAAGAGGGAGCACUGGCUGGACUGGGCCCAAGAGAAGUAUGACGAGCGGCUUAUCUCUCAAAUCAAGAUGGUGACCAGGGUGAUGUUCCUGUAUAUUCCGCUCCCCAUGUUCUGGGCCUUGUUUGAUCAGCAGGGCUCAAGGUGGACACUACAGGCAACGACCAUGAAUGGGAAAAUUGGAAUUCUUGAAAUUCAGCCGGAUCAGAUGCAGACUGUGAAUGCCAUCUUGAUUGUUAUCAUGGUCCCCAUCGUAGAUGCUGUGGUCUACCCUCUGAUUGCAAAAUGUGGCUUCAAUUUCACCUCCUUGAAGAAGAUGACAGUAGGAAUGUUCCUGGCUUCCAUGGCUUUUGUGGUGGCUGCCAUUUUGCAGGUGGAAAUUGAUAAAACUCUUCCAGUCUUCCCCAAAGGAAAUGAAGUCCAAAUUAAAGUGUUCAAUAUAGGAAAUAAUAACAUGACUGUAUAUUUUCCAAAAGAGAUGGUGGACCUUGGCCCAAUGUCUGAUACAAAAGAAUUUAUGACGUUGAAUGUGGACGAACUGAGAAGUAUAAACAUUUCUUUUCCUGGAUCACCAAUCACUCCAGUAACUCCUGACUUUGAGCAGGGCCAUCGCCACAGCCUUCUAGCGUGGGCCCCCAGUCAGUACCUAGUGGUAAACGAUGGCCUUAACCAGAAGCCAGAAAAAGGACAAAAUGGAAUUAGAUUUAUAAAUGUUUUUGGUGGGAGCCUCAACAUAACAGUGAAUGGGAAAGGCUACGAAUAUGUUACCAGUUACAAUGCCAGCCAGUACCAGUUUUUUCCUUCUGGCAUAAAAACCAUCACACUAAGCUCAGCAGAGAUUGCAACAGUCUGCAAGAAUUCUUUUGAAUCAGUCGACCUUGGAUUUGGUAGUGCAUUUACCUAUGUAAUUUUCAGGAAGAGUGAUGGCUGCCCUGACCUGAAAUAUUCUGAAGAUAUUCCACCCAACACAAUUAACAUGGCCCUGCAAAUCCCGCAGUAUUUCCUCAUGACCUGCGGCGAGGUGGUUUUCUCUGUCACAGGACUGGAGUUCUCAUAUUCUCAGGCUCCUUCCAACAUGAAGUCGGUGCUUCAAGCAGGAUGGCUGUUGACAGUGGCUGUCGGCAACAUCAUUGUGCUCAUCGUGGCAGGAGCAGGCCAGUUCAGUGAGCAGUGGGCCGAGUACGUUCUGUUUGCUUCGUUGCUCCUGGUCGUCUGCAUAAUUUUUGCCAUCAUGGCUCGAUUCUAUACUUACAUCAAUCCAGAAGAGAUCGAAGCUCAGUUUGAUCAGGAUGAAAAAAAGAAAAAGCCAGAAAACCUAUAUAGCACAAUGGAUCCCGUCACACAGACACAUUUGUGAAUAUCAGGAAGCCAGUGGAGAAUGGAUUGGGCCGAGAACAUGCCCUGACUUCUGUCUCCAGGUGGCAGGACACUGUUGGAUGACCCUGAUGGGGAAGACUUCAGAAUUAUGAACCAAACCAAGAAAGCAAUUUUCUAAGCAGCCAUCAGUGAACCUCAAACUCUAGAAGAAGUCUUUUUUUUUUUUAAGAGAAGUCUUAUUUAAGGUACGCAUGCAUGCACACACACACUUUUACAACAUUUGCAAGUAUACCCUGCAGUCAGCUCUUUUCCUAUCACAAAAAUGAAGUUAUUUUGGACUAACUUAAUAUUUUGAAAGGGUGACAAAGUUCCAUAUUGUUUGCAUUCUCACACUGUAUGAAAACAAUGUUAAAUGAGGCCAGAGAAAUGUGAAAGUGAAUCUACAGGCUAAAGGAUGGUACAUAAUAAGCUAGUAUUAACUGAUACCUUUACCUUUUGUUUUUUUGUUUUGUUUUGUUUUGUUUUCCCAGUUCCUACCUCUUUUUAAAUUAUGUGUAACUCAAAAAACCACUCAGGUAAAAGCCAAUAAUGAU
Molossus molossus (Pallas's mastiff bat) is the source of this 2833-nucleotide messenger RNA. RefSeq names its product solute carrier family 15 member 1 (gene SLC15A1). The record is from RefSeq and is a predicted model, not a curated record. Lineage: Eukaryota; Metazoa; Chordata; Mammalia; Chiroptera; Molossidae. Bases 1 to 2280 code for a protein of 759 amino acids. Gene Ontology annotation, molecular function: dipeptide transmembrane transporter activity. Gene Ontology annotation, cellular component: membrane. Gene Ontology annotation, biological process: oligopeptide transport; transmembrane transport. The transcript has 23 exons.